UCUCACACCCGGAAACGCCGCGGCGCCCGCGCUCAGAACCUGGAGAAGCGUCGCAGCCGCCGCCGCCCACCACCGCUUCAGUCAUGCCGAAGCACGAGUUCUCUGUAGACAUGACUUGUGAAGGCUGCGCGAAUGCAGCCACUCGGGUCCUCAACAAGCUAGGAGGAGUUCAGUUUGAGAUCGACCUGCCCAACAAGAAGAUUUGCAUCGACUCUGAACACAGCAUGGACACUCUGCUGGAAACCUUGAGGAAAACAGGGAAGACCGUUACCUACAUCGGCCUCAAAUAGCGAGGGCCUGGACCCCGGGCCUGCAGGAUGGACCAAAGUGGGCAGACUUCACAUGUUGAAGAAGGUGUGUCCUGUCAAGUCGAUUCAAAUCUUGACAGAAGAGUGGGUAGAAGCAGUGAAGACAGACUGCCUGAGACAGUCCCAGCACAAGUACCUCCCAGCGGGGCACAUAACUCGAUGUCCACAGGAUAACGUGUGGUGAUAGCAUCUCCUGCAAAUGGUGGCUGUGGGGACUAGACGAGGCGACAUGUAGAUCACUCAGAGCAGAGCUUGCCUGUUAGAGACCACUCUGCAAACAUUCUCUAUUCGCAAAUGCAUUUUUUUGCUUGUAUUUCAUUAAUCAAAGAUGUGUACAUGCCCGGCCGGUGUGGCUCAGUGGUUGAGCGUCGACCCAUGCACCAAGAGGUCACCAGUUUGACUCCCAGUCAGGGCA
Messenger RNA from Molossus molossus (Pallas's mastiff bat), 723 nucleotides. It is a transcript of the gene ATOX1, whose product is annotated as antioxidant 1 copper chaperone. The record is from RefSeq and is a predicted model, not a curated record. Gene Ontology annotation, cellular component: cytosol. Gene Ontology annotation, molecular function: metal ion binding; copper chaperone activity. The transcript has 4 exons. Gene Ontology annotation, biological process: copper ion transport. The coding region runs from base 84 to 290 and encodes 68 amino acids. Lineage: Eukaryota; Metazoa; Chordata; Mammalia; Chiroptera; Molossidae.